AUGCAGGUACUCUGGCCAGUGCCGGUGCAAACCAGUGGCGUCCCAUCAGCCUCGUGGCAUCCCUGCUUGCUUACCCACCCGCCCACGUUGACCGCCCCAGCCCAACCUGUCCUGCCACCACCCAAGACUCCCCACGCUCGACGCUGCCUGCCUGCCUACACCUACACCUACUACUACUACUACUACUACUACAUCCACCUCAGAAGCUUCGAGCCACCUUACAAACCGCCCUUGCCACCCGCUGCCGCGUCCUUCCGCUCCACUAUCGUGGCUGCAAACACCAUGUGCGCCAUAAUGCGCCAUCGCACCUGCAUACCGCCUGCUCGUACGACGCCCCCCAACACUCAUCGCCAUGAUGGUGACCUCACCGCCCCAACCACAUUCCAUCCACCCUGCACUCGGAAUCCUAGUCAUAUGCCAAAUCCUCAACUUGGUCUCUGA
Exserohilum turcica Et28A is the source of this 441-nucleotide messenger RNA. RefSeq lists its product as uncharacterized. Lineage: Eukaryota; Fungi; Ascomycota; Dothideomycetes; Pleosporales; Pleosporaceae. The coding region runs from base 1 to 441 and encodes 146 amino acids. The record is from RefSeq and is a predicted model, not a curated record. The transcript has a single exon.